AGACAUGUUACAACCUAAUUCUGACUGUUUUGUUCGCAGCAACCAUGAAAUUACUGCUGAUCGUCGCUUCCGUCAUCGCUGUGGCCGUCGCUGGCCCGACCCGCGUCCUCGUCACCCCCGGUGGUGGCUCCGCGCCCAUCGUGGAAGCUGAAUCCCCCAUCAUCGCUGGACCCGCUCUGAUUGAGAGCCCCAUCUCUGUUGGACCCGCCCUGGUUGAGACCCCCAUUGUUGAGAGCCCCGUCGUUGUGGACACUCCUAUCAUUGAAAGCCCCAUCUUCGUCGAGCACCCCAUCGUUGUUGAGAGCCCCGUCGUCGUCGACACCCCCAUCGUCGGUGAAAGCCCCGUCUUCGCCGAGCUCCCCAUCGUUGUUGAGAGCCCCGUCGUCGUCGACACCCCCAUCGUCGGUGAAAGCCCCGUCUUCGCCGAGCUCCCCAUCGUUGUUGAGAGCCCCGUCAUCGUCGACACCCCCAUCGUCGGUGAAAGCCCCGUCUUCGCCGAGCUCCCCAUCGUUGUUGAGAGCCCCGUCGUUGUGGACACCCCCAUCGUCGGUGAAAGCCCCGUCUUCGCCGAGCUCCCCAUUGUUGUCGACGCCCCCAUCGUUGACGCCAGCCCCGCUGCUGUUGCUCCCGUCGAGGCUGAGUCCGUCUCCUCUGCCGCCGCUCCCCUGGUUCAGAUUAUCCUGAACAUCAACCAGGCUGCCGCCCCCGAGGCUAUCGCUGUCGUCGUGGCUGAGGCCCCCGCUGUCGUGCCGUCUCCCGUCAUCGUCGAGGAGUCUCCCGUCGUGGCCGAGCUCCCCAUCGUGGUUGACACCCCCGUCGUGGCUCCCAUGCCCGUCCAGGUCGUUGACACCCCCGUUGAGGCCCCCAUCGUGGUCGACACCCCCGUUGAGGCCCCCAUCGUGGUCGACACCCCCGCCGUGGUCGAGGCCGAGCCCAUCGAGCUCCCCACCCCCGUGCUGCCCGCUCCCGUCGAGGUUGCCCCCGUGGUCGUCCUCCCCGACAUCCUUAACUAAGCACAGCAGAGUUGUUGUUUUGGUAAAGAAGUGUUAGAUCCUUUUACCUUGCCGCAGUGGCUAUAAACUGUGCCGAGUGAUACUAAUGUAAAUAAACACUUUAUUUUGUA
Cydia splendana is the source of this 1123-nucleotide messenger RNA. RefSeq names its product calphotin-like. The record is from RefSeq and is a predicted model, not a curated record. Bases 45 to 1013 code for a protein of 322 amino acids. The transcript has 2 exons. NCBI's taxonomy places the organism in Eukaryota, Metazoa, Arthropoda, Insecta, Lepidoptera, Tortricidae.